Physeter macrocephalus (sperm whale) is the source of this 4580-nucleotide messenger RNA. RefSeq lists its product as uncharacterized. Bases 1794 to 2708 code for a protein of 304 amino acids. NCBI's taxonomy places the organism in Eukaryota, Metazoa, Chordata, Mammalia, Artiodactyla, Physeteridae. The record is from RefSeq and is a predicted model, not a curated record. The transcript is spliced from 2 exons.
CUCCUGGAGACAAGGGCGCAGAGAAGGCGGCACUGUGCUCAGAGGCCGCGCGGGACGCGUCCUGAAAGCACCUGCACCGACUGGGGUGAGGGCUCGGGGGGCUCCUGCAGGCGACAGGCUCUCCCCCCGCCGAGCCUCGGUCCCCAUCGGCAAGGCGCGCGGCGAGCAGACGAGAUGGGUGUGAAGGUCCUUCAUGCAGUGGCUCGGGUGGGAGAUGCUGGUGUACCUCCGGAGAGAUCAGAAAGGAUUCUCACAGUCGAACCUUUGGAAUUGAAAGAAACCUUAGAGAUAAACCAAUUCACAGUAACAGAAAAGCGGUAACGGUCUUCACUCUUCGGACAGGCAGGCUGAUCUACUUGCUUUUAGAUGGUCUAGCAAAAAAAGACCCCACAAAUCCACACGAAAGCAAACCUAGUACGGCAACGUGGACGGGCAGAUAGGUGUUCAAUGCAUCAUUCCUUCAAUUUCCUGCAGGAAUUUUCAAUUAUGAAAUUUUCACAGUAAAAAGAUGAAGAAACAGAGGUAAGGGGGGAAAGAAAUCAAGAAGAUCCAGUCCGAGGGAAAGCCAAGGCUGAAAGGGGAGGGGAGGGGCCGAGACCAUUGUCGGGAUUCACGGAUGAGCUGACCCCAGGGUCAGGGGCCGCGCAGCCCAAGCCUGUGUCAAGGCCCCUCGACGCUCCCGACACGGACGUCCUCAGUCGAGGGACAGACGGCCAAGUGGGCGGGUGCGAGGCCAGGACGAAGAGAGCUGCCUUUCGGCAGAACUUCGGGGACUGUCCCAGCAGGAGGGGGAGCGGCGCGACCGCGUCGGGGGUCCCAGCAGCCAAAGCAGAGCCUCGUAGCGGAAAGGAAGCUGCACGUGCGGGUGGAGAACGGCCGGGGUCUGGGGUAACCAGAGUCCGAGGUCUGAUGGGGGUAGGUUGGGGGUGGGAGAGGCCCCAAGCUCGGCGCACAAAGGGCUCCAGAUGCCACGUGACGCAGCUGCCCCUGCAGAGCGCAGGGGGCGACACCAUCAGACUGCGUCUAGGGAGCUGUGGACACAGGAAACAUGCUCAACACGAGAGGGCGUGAGCUUUCCCGGGCACAGCCGGGGGCGAGGACCGAACCUGGGGCACCUGCGCCCAGGGCAGCCAGACCCACGAGGAGCCCGGCGGGGAGCGGCCAGCAGGGCCCGGGAUCGGGAAGCGGAGGCCACGGGCACGUCCUCGAGUCCCUGCACCUUCCACGCUGAGCAACGGCCUCUAACCCCAGGAGCUGCAGCGAGUUUAGGGGACUGGACCCCAGCGGGGGAGAGGAAAGAGCCAGUUGGCCAGUUGCGGGUGGAGGCUGCAGGUCUGAAGAGGGGACUAAUCGAGGAAGCAAAGCCCAGAGGAUGGGGGUGCGGGUGAGUCAGCGGGUCAGAUGCAGAGGUUGGCUUUAACAGAGAAAGGACCUGUCGUCGGGGUCCAGACGGACGAAUGGGGCAUGAGAGCAGAGACAGAGGGACCUCGGACGUGCAGGACACCAUCGUACCCGACAGACCGAACGUCUCCACAAAGCAGAGCCGAGACCCCGCGCCUGGAGGGAGGGCCGGCGUCUGAAAGGAAAACCGGGGAGCCGGUUUGAGGGGCGCGAGACGCAAAGGUGAGUGAAGGACGGCUGAGCGCACGGAAACCUCUCCAACGCCUGCGUCACCUUUUCUCUCGUUCCAGCUUCUCACCAAGAAGCCAGAAAUGUGAACGGGUACCACGCACAGCUUCAUUAUUUUCUCCGUCUCUCAAAGGAGAGAGAAAGGUGCUGAGUGGAGAGAGGGGAUGGCAGGAGCCCGGGCCGGAUGGGCGCAGCAGAAGCAGCCGGAGGGCCCGGGGUGCGGGCGAGAGAUGACCGGUCACCACCCGGGCGGGAGAGAAGUCCCGGGAGAGGCUGCCGGCCCCCCGGGAGCAAGCGGCCCCUCAGGGCGAGGCGCAGGCACAGCGGGACGUGGCACGAGUGAGGCCCCCAGAGGGCGAAGGCCAGCGGCAGGGGCAGAGGAUGAAGGAGGCCACGCUGCUGGAGUUUCUGAUUCCGCCCCGCUCACAGCGACGCCCGCGUCCAGGCCUGGGAUGCAGGGUGCGGCCGUGAGUGGGAAUAGGGGUAGGGGGGUCGGGGGGGGGAGGCAGAGGAGGCAGAGCAGCCCUCGGGCCACCCUCAACCCAGGAGAAACCCACAUGGAGAAACAGGGCACCGGGCUGAGAAUAAGACCCCAGCACAGAGUCCAGUCCGCAGGCACUACUCUGAGCUGCUCCGUCCCCAGCCAGGGCACCACAACUAACAAAGACCUUCAGCCCUGUCCUUCGCGACAACGGGCUAGGCCGCGGACGCCCACGACACUUCCGCCAGCACACAGAUUUCUGUCAAAGAAAUCAGGAUGCUCUCAGUCAAGCUGGAAUCUCAUCACCAGGACUCCAGGGGCAAAAAGCACGGGAUCUGCAGCAGACAGCCUUGCAUUUGAAUUCCAGUUCUACCAACCACGUGACCGCACAGGCUCUUUACCAAAGCCACGGUUUCUCAGCUGCAAACUGGAGACAGCAAUACGCCCCUCAGUGUUGCUUGCAGGGUCAGAAGGGCCCAUACGUAAAGGGGCCCCUGGGGACGUGCUCCAGUCUCUCCUGCCCAGGGCCUUCCCCCUGCGGGAACGGGGACCGGACGGCAGGCCCCCCCACUCGACAGACUCCCUCAGGACCCUCUGACGUGACCCAGGAGGCAAGGACCGUCCACCCGACGGGGGACAGGAGUAAGUCAUCAGCACCAGUAAAACGGGCUCUGUCGCCUGGAUUAACGUACUGGGUCGUCACUUCAGUACAGAGGGUUCAAAAAACCUCCGUGAUCCAGUGUGUUUAGAAUAGACUGUUCUCUCAUUUCCCCUUAGUAGCUCCUACUCUUACUAACAGAACCUCAGCAAGAGUAAACACCCUAAAAGAUGUUCCUCCCCUUGUCUAUUUUCCACGCUCGCAGGUCACCUACUGCCCUGUCCACCAGGAAGGGGCCCCUCGUCUCUCAGGGCUGGUGCUGUCCUGAGCGUGUGGCUGGAAGCAGAUGCCAACGGGGCCCCACCCAUCUCUCCCUCUGAUCUCACGGCCCUGGCGCCACUGCUGAGCCCCGUUGUGAAGCCCGAGGCCUGUAGCCAAUCCAGCACCUCCAGGGCUGAGGGCCCGGCAGAGAGAAGGACGGCAACGGGGCCAGGAAGAGCCCGGCUUCACGUCCAAACCAACCCUCUCACUUCAGGACUCUGCUACGCUGGCUGCGCCAGGUCUUAGUUGCGGCACACAGGAUCUUCACUGUGGCAUGCGGGAUCUUUAGUUGCAGCGUGCAGGUGGGAUCUAGUUCCCGGACCAGGGAUCGAACCCGGACCACCUGCAUUGGCAGCACGGAGUCUUAGCCACUGGACCACCAGGGAAGUCCUCUACACAGCUUUUUAAAAAAUAAAUCCUAUUAAUGAAAACAACUGUAAUGAGUUGGCAGUAAGAGGUACCAGGCACCGUAUUAGGACUUAUAUAAAGACAACUCAUGUAACUAUUGUCAGGCUUAGCUCAAUAAACACCGACUAUCAUCCCCUCAACCACCAUUCCUUCUCGUCAUCUUUGCUUGAGUUUUCUUUGGUUCUCGGCUUUGUUUUGUUGACAUGAAGAGAAGAAAAUGAAGGAGGCUGGCAGGACACACACUAUAGAGUCCAAGUCAGGGAGAUGCUGCGACCCACGGUGUCCCAGGUGAGAGCCCUCCCUGGGACGGUGGCAAUGAGAGGAAGGAACAGGCACAGUGCCACCAGUGGAGACCUUCACAGGGCAAAGGACAGCUCUUCGUCAAGCGUGUACCUCUGCCACCACGUCUUCAAUGAAAGCUAUUGAGUUCCGAUAUUUAACUUGGGGUGCCACUUUUGUUAGGCACACCCAGGAGGGCCUAAUUUUUCCACUCAUCUUGUUUAAUUUCUGCCCCAAACCAGGAAACAAAAUAUACUAGAGCAACCAAACACAUUUCCAGACGGCAUGUUACCCCUAGAGGUCCCUGGGGUUCUCCUCUGCCUUAGAGGUCAGUCUACAUUGCUUUGGACUUUAAUUUUUUAAACCAGUUCUAUCAUAAGGAUCAUUUACUUCCCGAGUGGUGAAAGAUGGAAACAGAACUGCCCUUGGAGCGAGUUGCAACAGCAAAAGGGGAAGUGCAACCAAAUAAGCCAGCUUCCGUGGUAGGCAGGCAGCCAGCUGAGACUUGUAGCACACGCCAUCCAAGAAAGGACUGGCAGCCACGCCCGGACAUUCACCGAUGUGGACACAUGACCUUCCCCUUUCCGAUCGCCAACAUUGGCCGCCCCCCGCCCCCCAGUUAAGAUUUGAGUCAACCAACAGUGAGAAAGCCAAGUUAUUACAAAGCCUGGUACACCCUAAUUCUGGUUCUCACUUUUACUCAGAUUUUUUUGUUCAUCAAAUCCAGGACUUCGCAGGAGGAAACACUACUGACUGCCCAGUUUCGAGCUGUUUCAGCCCGAGGCAUUAGGAGGGCACCUGGAACAAAGGACUGAGUCAGCAGCGGGCAACCAGCCAGCACUGUCAGGCCGCCCUAGAGGAGAG